AUAAGGAUGCGUAGAACUGGCGACCAAAGCGACGGCAGCAGAGGUGGCAGUGAAUUCCAUCCGAGUUGUUGCUUCGUCGCGUAGAGUACUGUGGCAUUUUCAGUUCAUUUAACGAUGAAGCAUCCGUCAUGGACUCUACCGACAUGCCUCAUCGUAAUCCUUCUCUACGAGCCGGCAUUGUCACAGUUACAGGAGGACGACGCGGACCACUCCCAUGCCUCGCACUUUCCUUGGGCAAGGAUGAACGCCACCGCUACGGACCUGGUCUUCCUCCUUGACCGAUCCGGGAGCGUGGGCCACGCCGGCUUUGAGACAGAGCUGACGUUCGUGGACAGCUUCGUCAGUCACUUCGACGUGAUGGCCAAUGCCACGAGAGUCGCUAUCGUCUCAUUCAGUGACACGGCUGUCGUGCAUGCCGACUUCCUCAAGGAGCCUGGAAACAAAUGUCAGCUAUCGAGGCUCAAGCAACGCGCAGCCAACGUAGCCGACUAUCACGGCACCAACACGGGCGCCGGCCUACAAGAAGUUCGAAAGAUAUUCCAGAACAGCCGGGAGCACGCGGCCAAGGUUCUCCUCUUAGUGACAGAUGGCCUUCCGACAGUGGGUCCAGAUCCGGUGACAGAGGCGAACCACCUAAAGGAUGCUGGAGUCGAGAUCUUCGUAUUCGCCAUUGGAACAAGCAUCAUGAGGCGAGCCCUCGCAGAUAUUGCGUCGUCCCCAGACCACCUGUUCGAAUGUGAAACCGUCAUGGAGUUCCUUAGAAGCUUCGACCCGGAUGGCGCCACACGACGAUGGACCACGUGGGAGAGCCCACGGAACUGCGACGGUCUCUGCAAGAGCCCGUACCGCGGCCAAGAGGACGACCCGGGUUGCUGCAAAAGGAACGCCGUGUGUGGCUGCGACCUGGCAACGGGAGCUAGUGCCUGUCUCUGUGGACCUGGUUUCUACGGGGACGGUCUUCAUGGGCAAUGCACGCCCUGCAAGCCGAACACCUACAAGGAGACCUACUUCGACGAGCGUUGCCAAGCGUGCCCCGCGAACAGCGAGAUGAGAAACGAGGGCAGCCGUUCGCUUAAGGACUGCAAGUGCAAGACAGGCUACGUCGGUGAUCCAGCCAGCGGAAAGCCCUGUGUCCCGCUCUCCUGCCCUCCCCUCCAGGCUCCCGAGCACGGCUACCUGGAGGAGAAAUGUGACACUUCGUACAUGGGCGAAUGCUUACUCGGGUGCCACGAAGGGUACAGAUUGCAGAGUGGCGAGGAUGACGCCGACAUAAGGACCUGCCAGGGCGACGGCACAUGGAGUGGAAACACGACCGUGUGUCUAGUCAAGACCUGUGACACGUCUCCUGCGCCAAAGAACGGUGGCUACACCGGCUGCAAGGCACCCUGGGAGCUGAACGACACCUGUUUAAUCCACUGCGAGAAAGGCUUCAAUCUCAACGGUCGUCGUUCCAGGACCUGCAAAGAUGGCGGCUGGUCUGGUGACGAUGUCGUCUGCGAACACGAAGAAAAGCCCCAGGUCAGGCGCUGUCCCUAUGACAGAGACUUCAACGCGACGGACGACGAGGCUAGAGUCUAUUGGGAGCUGCCACUCUUCGCUGACAACUCCGUUAUUUCACUCUCGAGGAACCGAACCGAAAGCCUGGUUCCAUGUUCGGACUUGGAACUCACAGGAUCACUUACACAGCACGGGAUAAGAGUGGAAACAGCGCUACUUGUGUCUUCCACAUCAACGUGUGGCGUGAGCAGCAAGUGUCCUUUCCACCCUGCUCCCUUAAACGGGGCGUUGGCGUGUGAUGACCAGUACUACGGCCAGUUCUGCCAGGCCCUCUGCGAUGACCGGUUUGAGUUCUUGAGCAAACCGGCAGAUGCGUACAUAUGCGACGACAGCCUGCAAUGGAAGACCCUACCACGGGACAUGCCUGUGCCCUGGCCUGACUGUGCACUAAAGUCGCUUCCGACGCAAGCCAGGAAAUUGUACCAUGCUUACUACUACUACCACGGUGACUGCAAGGAUCCCAUCGUACAGAACACCAUAAGAAGAAUCUUCAUCAAAAACUUCGAGAGGACGACGAAGAAGACCUCGAAGUGCGGCUUGGCAAAUAAGUGUCAAAUAAACACCGUUGGAGUGUCUUGCGGCAGAGUGAUGGAGCUGGGCAACACAGAGGACCACAGCGACGGUUCCUGGCUGCGUACGAGAUUGGCUAGGAGUGUGGUCGACGAACCCACGACCAAUGCCUCGAUCGCGGCCGUAGAUGCCCAAUUUGUCCUCGAUGUCAGCAAAGGAAACGCAGUCGCCUUUGAAAACGACACCGAAAGGCUCGCCGCAGCAGUGGACGAAAUUCUGCGUGGAAUCGGCGAAAUCGACCCAUCCGUACUAGAGCAAGUAGCCGACGAGGACCGCGUGACCGUGGAUAUGCGCCUGAAAGAAUAUUACACAGAAGACUAUGCAGUCGUCUGCGCAGACGGAGAAGCGCUGAACAGCGACGGAGACUGCGUCAAGUGCCCGAAAGGAUCCUUUCACGACCGCGAAUUGGGCUACUGUGCUCCCUGUCCUACGGGCACCUACCAGGACCAAGACGGCGCCGUGACCUGCAAGCCAUGCUCUGAAGGAGCCGUGACCAUCGAUUCCAAGAGUACGAGUGCUCAGGAUUGCCAGGCACCCUGUCCUCCGGGCACGUUCUCCAGGAAUGGGCUUGGGACUUGCCGCGCCUGUCCUCCGGGAACGUAUCAAGACCAGUACCAGCAGGUCCAGUGCAAAAUCUGCCCCGCGGGAUCUUCAAACAAUGCCUACGGCAGCGCUCAAAUCACCGACUGCAAAAAAUACUGCGAGCCCGGAACUUACUCGGAGAGCGGAAUGGAACCGUGCACGCCGUGCGAGCGAGGCUUUUACCAGGAAAUGAGGGGUCGUAAAUCGUGCGUCGAAUGCCCGGUUCCGAAAACAAACCUGAACGAAGGGUCACGCUCGAGUCAUGACUGCGUCGAAAUGGACCAUUGUGCCUCACACCCUUGCACAAAUGGAACGUGUGUCACUCGCCAGCACGACUUCGUCUGUAAACAACACCGAGAUGAUGACGCAACAGAAACGUAAACCUUUGACACACUAAGUGAUCUUUGUCAAGCCACGAAAGAUUGGUUAGCUUUGCAAUAAAAACUUCAGCUGUAGCAGGCAAUA
This is a messenger RNA of Rhipicephalus microplus (southern cattle tick), 3174 nucleotides long. RefSeq names its product sushi, von Willebrand factor type A, EGF and pentraxin domain-containing protein 1. Lineage: Eukaryota; Metazoa; Arthropoda; Arachnida; Ixodida; Ixodidae. The record is from RefSeq and is a predicted model, not a curated record.